Zingiber officinale is the source of this 2111-nucleotide messenger RNA. RefSeq lists its product as uncharacterized. The coding region runs from base 302 to 1561 and encodes 419 amino acids. The record is from RefSeq and is a predicted model, not a curated record. Lineage: Eukaryota; Viridiplantae; Streptophyta; Magnoliopsida; Zingiberales; Zingiberaceae. The transcript has 2 exons.
CGUGGAAGUUUAAUGAGAUUCGCCUUCGAAUGCUUCUCGUCUCUUCUCUUUUUCUCCAGCCCUCUUUCUCCACCUCGGCGUCGCUGUCUCCUCCUCCCUCCCUCUCCGAUCUCCUUCGGUGACGAGAUCCGACUCGUUUCUCUUGGAGUUUCAUCGAUUCCUAUUGGGGAAUUGUCCCGAUGCGUUUGUGAAUCGUCGCUCUUCGACAGGAUUUGAGUUGUUCGUGCAGAAAUCGGUCCGCGACCGGGGGAAUUUUUUUAUCGGGGCGCUGUCUUUCUUCCGGAUUUAGGAAGCGGAGGAGAUGAGGGGCGUCAAUAAUAGCGUGGAGACUGUGAAUGCGGCGGCGGCGGCGGUUGUCGCUGCUGAGAGCCGUGUCCAGCAAGUGACCGUUCCGAGAAGAAGAUGGACUGCCUGGCUCAGUGUGUAUUGGUGUUUUGGAUCACAUAGAAAUGAGAAGCGCAUCAGUCAUGCUGCGCUUGUCCCUGAACCUGCAUUUCCUCGGUCUGACACUCCUGCAAUUGAGAACCUAAAUCAUCCACCUGAAGUGAGGCUUCCAUUUAUUGCACCACCUUCUUCUCCAGCUUCCUUUCUACCGUCAGGAACUCCCUCUGCCAUGCAAUCACCUGCAGCUCCUAUCUCUUUCUCCGCGCUCUCAACAAGAACCUACUCUCCAAGUGGUCCAACUUCCAUCUUUGCCAUUGGGCCUUAUGCAAACGAGACACAAUUGGUGUCACCCCCCGUCUUUUCCACUUUCACGACUGAACCUUCCACGGCUCCCUUUACACCCCCACCAGAGCCUUUGCAUCUGACCACCCCUUCUUCGCCUGAGGUACCAUUUGCCAAAUUGCUGACUUCUUCAUUUGAUGCAAAUUGCAACAAAACUAAGUCCUAUGAGUUCCCAACCUAUCAACUUUACCCUGGAAGCCCAAUAGGUCGCCUUAUAUCACCGAGUUCAGUAUGUUCUGGUCCUUCUUCACCUUUCCCUGAUCCUGAUCACCACUCAGCUGACAUCUCUUUCCAAUCAUUCCCUAUUGGUGAACCACCGAAAGUCUUGAGUUCUGAAGUGGAUGCUGCAAGAAAGCUUAUACCUAGACACACUCGAAUUGGCGGAUCACUUUUGGAUGGUCAUAUAUCAGCAGCUGAACCAGUAGUGGAAUCUGCUGUUAUGCCUAAGAACAACGAACACACAAUGGAUCAUAGAGUCUCAUUUGAUUUGACCGCUGAAGAGUUCACUCGCUGUUUAGAAAAGAAGGUAGCAAUCUCUAGUGAAGGGACUUCUGAAACCUUUACUGCAAGAACUGAUGGAGCUCUACCAAUUAAUGAAGGAGAUAACAAUAGGAGAAUCGGCAUUGAUGACACCUACCAUGACUUGCCCGAAAAAGUGCAAUCUUCUCUCAAUCUACCACCAUCUAAAGAAUUCAAAUUUGACAACUCAGAGGGGGUUUCAGAAGCACCUAAUGUUGGUUCUGAUUGGUGGGCCAACGAGAAGGUUGUCGGUGCAACAUCUGAGCAUCGGAAGAGUUGGGCUUUUAUGCCAAUGAUACAGCCAGGGGUGAGCUGAUUCUCCAUUUUACUUGUAUUUUAUGUAAAUCCAAGGGAGGAGCUUUUGGCAUCGAUAGAAAUGUCAGAAUCAAAAGCAUAUGUGAAUAUUUUUUCUUAGAUACACAACGAAGCACACUAGUAGUGUUUGACUGCCAGAUUUAAUACAGGAGAUCAUCAGCAUUGCACCCGACAGGCAAUAAAGAGAAGAUCUUGAUGCCUCUUUACAUGAACAACUGUGAUACAUUAAUAGUUUUCUUUGCUGAUUAAAUAAUCAGGAAACAAGUGUUGUUUAUAACAUAUCUUUGUUCUAGAAACACAGGUUCUGCUUCAGAACUCACUCCUCUAGGAACUUCACUACCCUGCUUCUGAUCUUGAUGUAUCUCCAGCCUGCUACUUGUUUGACUGCUGAUGUUUUCCUAUCCUUCAGGUACAUCGUCUCUUUGCAGGUAAUGAGGUCUAGGUGUAUCUUCUUCGACUGUUUUUCGGUUGGCUUUUCUGUAUAGAGUGCUUCUUUGUAAAUGUUCAAACUGGCUUGAUUGAAUUUGUAACUAAAAUUGAAAUUGAUCUCA